CAAAAGAUCCCAGUAGUUAUUGGAGGAGGAUCUGGAGGGGUUUGCUGUGGAGCCAGUGGCGGCGGCGCAGUAUGCUGUGGAUCAUCCGGCGGUGGCGGUGGCGGCCAGUCUUCUGGGUCUUGCGUUGGAGGUGGAAUGGGUGGUGGAUAUGGAGGUGGCCAGCAAAAGAUCCCCAUAGUAGUUGGUGGAGGAUCUGGAGGGGUUUGCUGUGGAGCUAGCGGCGGCAGAGGCGGUGCAGUGUGUUGCAGCUCCUCUGGCGGUAGUGGCAGUGGCGGUGCCGUUUGUUGUAGCUCAUCCGGUGGCGGAAGCUCAGGUGGGGUCAAGGUGAUUGGAGGAGGAUCCGGUGGAGGAUCCGGUGGAGGAGGUGGAGGAUCAGGUGGGAAAACCAUCAUCAUAGGCGGAGGAAGUGGUGGGGGAUCUGGUGGUGGAGUGUGUUGCAGCUCCUCUGGCGGAAGUGGCGGUGGUGGUGCAGUUUGUUGUAGCUCAUCUGGUGGUGGAAGCUCAGGUGGGGUUAAGGUUAUUGGAGGAGGAUCUGGUGGAGGAGGUGGAGGAUCAGGUGGGAAAACCAUUGUCGGCGGUGGUGGUGGAGGAGGAGCUGUGUGCUGCAGCAGCGGCAGUGGCGGAGCUGUGUGCUGCAGCAGCGGCAGUGGUGGAGCUGUCUGUUGCAGCAGCGGUGGGUCUGGAGGCGGAUCCUCACAGACCAAGUGCCCCAUUGUCGUCCCACCAUGCAUCGGGCAAACAAAGCAGGUCUGCCCAUUUCCAAGCAUCAAGUGAAAUGCAACAUUUGCCAAGCAACCCAAGAAAAUCUAACUUUGCUAGCUCGCAUCAGCAUCCUGACAACAAC
This is a messenger RNA of Lacerta agilis (Sand lizard), 844 nucleotides long. RefSeq names its product loricrin-like. The coding region runs from base 136 to 774 and encodes 212 amino acids. The record is from RefSeq and is a predicted model, not a curated record. The transcript has a single exon. NCBI's taxonomy places the organism in Eukaryota, Metazoa, Chordata, Lepidosauria, Squamata, Lacertidae.